AUGCCACACGGCAUURGCAAGCAUAUUUUGAAAAAAGGAGAAUAUGUAUGGAGAAGUUGCAAUAAUUUCAUAGCUCUCAGAUGGAAGGACAAGCGCGACGUGUACAUGUUAUCAACGAAACACGAAACUAUAGAAAUGGUUGAGCAAUCUAACGGAGAAUUACGGAAAGUAAAAAAGCCUAACUGUAUCCUGGAAUACAACAGCGGUAUGGGUGCAGUUAAUCGUCAAGAUCAGAUGUUAGCCUCUUUCCCAAUAAUGAGAAAAGUUAUCAAAGGAUACCGAAAACUUUUCUUUUAUAUGUCAGACAUGGCUCUGUUCAAUACAUAUAUUGUGAAUAAAGCAAUUCACAGUCRAAARAAGGAGAGUUUUGUGGAUUACCGUAUAUAUAUAGCUGAGGCAAUUUUACAAGUGGUCAAACUACCGGACUAUAAAAGGCGUGGGAAAUCGACAUCAGGUGAAACACCUCUUCGACUCCAAACUCAACAUUGGGCUCAUUUCCCAAAAAAUAUCGAUCCGACUCCUCUGAAGAAGCAUCCAACAAGAACGUGUAAAGUUUGCUAUAAACGUAAAGUACGAAGAAAAACAACGUGGGAAUGUGCGAAAUGUAAAGUAGCUUUACAUUUACCAGAAUGUUUUAGGAAGUGUCAUACCAUAGAGGAUUUUUAG
This is a messenger RNA of Polistes canadensis, 666 nucleotides long. Its product is annotated as piggyBac transposable element-derived protein 4-like. The record is from RefSeq and is a predicted model, not a curated record. NCBI's taxonomy places the organism in Eukaryota, Metazoa, Arthropoda, Insecta, Hymenoptera, Vespidae. The transcript has a single exon. The coding region runs from base 1 to 666 and encodes 221 amino acids.